Molecule: messenger RNA, 300 nt
Organism: Pseudozyma hubeiensis SY62
Lineage: Eukaryota; Fungi; Basidiomycota; Ustilaginomycetes; Ustilaginales; Ustilaginaceae
Product: 60S ribosomal protein L44
Exons: 1
Coding region: 1-300 (99 amino acids)
Biological process (GO): translation
Cellular component (GO): ribosome; cytosolic large ribosomal subunit
Molecular function (GO): structural constituent of ribosome
Source: RefSeq, a predicted model, not a curated record
AUGUCGCUGACAUUUUGCCUUGCCAAUUCAACCUCCAACAGCCCCCACAAGAUCACCCAGUACAAGACUGGUAAGGCUUCGCUGUACGCUCAGGGUAAGCGUCGUUACGACAGGAAGCAGAAGGGUUACGGUGGUCAGACCAAGCCCGUCUUCCACAAGAAGGCCAAGACGACCAAGAAGGUUGUGCUGCGUCUCGAGUGCACCGCGUGCAAGUACCGAUCGCACGUCGCCCUGAAGCGAUGCAAGCACUUCGAGCUUGGUGGUGACAAGAAGCAGAAGAACGCCGCGCUCGUCUUCUAA